AUGUACGAGCUUACUGCCUCGUCGAGGCCUAUUGUUGCUACAGUCGGAUUACCUCUAUUGAAAUCUUUCAGACGCUUCCGCGAAGUCCAGCACCGCAUUCAGGUCAUCUUUUUUGUGAUUGUCCAUUUCGUCUUCGGGUUUGUGAGGUUUGAAGGUUUGCCUCCAAGCAUCAGCGAGCGAGAGGCUGUUGAAUCGGUUUUUUUGGCGGAGUGUUUGACGCUGUUGUCGAAGCCUUGGGCAGUCCACAAGCACGUCGUACGACAGUGCGACAGAAAUGAUCUGGGACAGAAAGAGGCUUGCAACAAAAUCAGCAGUGAGGCGGACGACGAGCUCCCACCUCCACAUGGUGUCCGCUGGGAACUCUCAGAGAAACACUCAACAACGCGAUUAUCCACCAUUAACGACGUGUCGAAGCGGCGGAAAACAAUCUCGGAACCUCAGGAAACACCAAACAUACAGCCCCAGCACAGAAAGGAAUUCGUGCCCCCUUUCAACGUACGCCCUUUGGACGGAAAAUGGACUUGGUCCCUCCACUCUCUUGCCCGACAACAGUUUACGGCAAUGGAGAUUGACAAUCACGCGAUAGAAAGCAGAAUAGAAGGGACGGAUAUGGUCAAUAACAAAACCACCAACAGCUUCGAACAUACCUUCAAGAACACGUCACAUUGA
This is a messenger RNA of Paracoccidioides lutzii Pb01, 669 nucleotides long. RefSeq lists its product as hypothetical. The record is from RefSeq and is a predicted model, not a curated record. Bases 1 to 669 code for a protein of 222 amino acids. The transcript is spliced from 2 exons.